This is a messenger RNA of Drosophila eugracilis, 3263 nucleotides long. RefSeq names its product interference hedgehog. Gene Ontology annotation, molecular function: protein binding. Gene Ontology annotation, biological process: axon guidance; cell-cell adhesion. The record is from RefSeq and is a predicted model, not a curated record. Gene Ontology annotation, cellular component: axon; plasma membrane. NCBI's taxonomy places the organism in Eukaryota, Metazoa, Arthropoda, Insecta, Diptera, Drosophilidae.
GUUCCGAUUCCAGUUCCAGCAUCCCCACGGAAUAAUAAAUGCCAUUGUUUAUUUGACUUGUUGAGUGCAUGUGCUUGUCCGGUGGCUUCGGGGCCCGAUCGAAGCCCGAAUUAAAGAUACAAUGAUUUUAUGGACCUGGAUCGUUAACAUGUAAUGUGCAUAAAUAAUUUAGACCCACGAAUCCACGCACACACACAGACAUACAUAUAUAAGCCAUAAGUGAUGCGCGAUAGCCGAGAGUGAAAAUUAUUAACUGCGCAAACGCAAACGCGUUUUCUUCACCUAGAACCACUUGAAAUCCCUAUAACAAAGCCCCCCUCCAAUGACGCUGCUCACAUCCUCGCUGCUGCUCUUUUCGCUGCUGACGUCGCGGUUCGAAGCAAUUCCGGUUUUGGAGAAGUCCCCCGCCCAUCCUGCUCAUUCCGGUCACCCCGCACAUCCCUCACCUGGCGUGCGAAUUCUUCGCGCACCCGAAUCUUUGGUGGCUCCCCUGGGAGACGAGGUGGUGCUAGAGUGCGAGACCAGUUUACAACCAGAGCGCUUCGACUGGAGCCACCGGUCCAGCAAAUCUCCAGGAUCCGCGUUCAAGUACCUCAGAACAGGCACGGCCAAGGCGAAUGUCUCCCAGGAGGCGGCCAUCUCGCGGCUGAGGGUGCUCGUCCGACCAGACACUUUUGGAGAGUACAGAUGUAUUGGCUCGUUUGGCCCAUUGGUGGUCACCUCCACCACAGCCCGGUUGGAGCUGGCUAGCACAAGUAUUAAGGGAAGUCAGGAAUCGGAGUCACCCCUUCAAUGGCGAGUGGAAGCUGGGAAUUCUGUACUGUGGUCUUGCGGACAGCAGGUGCAAUCUAAUCCAUCGGCCAGUUGGUCUUAUUAUCGAAAUGGAGUAGAGAUCAAACCAGAACUCGUCGGAACAAAUGGAAAUCUCUUUCUGAGCAAUGUAUCGUCUGAGUCCUCGGGCACUUACUCAUGCCAAGCCACAAAUCCCGCCUCUGGUGAGAGAAUCCAGCUUACCGGGUCACUGCAUCUGCAGGUUACACCAAAUCAGAAGUCCCACAGUAAAGCUCCGCAUUUGCUUAAAGGACAGCCAACUGCCCAAGAAAUAACCAUCCGCGAAGGAAGUUCGUUGAUGCUGUUAUGCCCUGGGAUUGGCUCUCCACCGCCAACUGUGGUCUGGAGCAGUCCUGAUGUUGUGGGAGCAGUUAAAAACAAGCGUUCAAAAGUUUUUGGACAUGCUUUAGAGAUAUCCAACAUUCGGGCCCAUGAUGCUGGGACAUAUAUAUGCUUCCAAGAUAACGGAGUGCGUCCUGCGCUGGAACACUACAUACAGUUGCGCGUGGAGCAACCUCCUAAGAUUGUUCGGCCACCCUGGGCAGAUCUUACCAACGAAGGCGAACGAUUACAGCUGGAGUGCGAGGCAACCGGAGUACCUAAGCCAGAGAUCUACUGGCUGAUCAACGGUCACAGCAGCCUUGAUGAUACGGAGGCUGAACUGUCCAACAAUGCCCUGAUAUUGCAUAGCGUCUUAAAGCGCCACGCCGGCUAUGUCCAGUGCUUUGCUCGGAAUAGUCUAGGCGAGCACAGUGCGGGCACCCUGCUUCAAGUUAAUCCAAAGCAAAUUCAGGAACCGCGUGAAUCUGGAGGAACCCACCGUCCGAAGCCCAACCAGGGAACCAAACAGAAACAGAUGUAUCCACCGUCCCCUAAUGUGACCCGACUGACCGAUGAAUCCGUGAUGCUCCGCUGGAUGGUGCCCCGAAACGAUGGGCUGCCAAUUGUUAUUUUCAAGGUGCAGUAUCGAAUGGUUGGCAAGCGCAAAAACUGGCAAACCACCAACGAUAAUAUACCCUACGGAAAGCCUAAAUGGAACUCCGAGCUGGGCAAGAGUUUUACAGCCUCGGUAACGGACCUUAAGCCUCAGCAUACCUACCGCUUUCGGAUCCUGGCCGUUUACUCCAACAACGACAAUAAGGAGAGUAAUACAUCGGCUAAAUUUUACCUCCAGCCAGGAGCAGAAUUGGAACCGAUGCCAGUGCCGAGGCUGUUGGAGAUUGAGGAAUACUCGGAAACGGCGGUGGUGCUGCACUGGAGUUUGGCUAGUGAUGCAGAUGAACGUCUGAUCACAGGUUACUAUGCCUAUUAUCGCCCAUCGUCUUCGGCUGGCGAAUAUUUUAAGGCUACCAUUGAAGGAGCGCAGGCGAGGAGCUUUAAAAUCGCCCCCCUGGAGACCGCAACGUUCUACGAGUUCAAGCUGCAAUCCUUUAGUGCAGUCUCCGCAUCGGAAUUUAGUGCCCUGAAACAAGGACGCACCCAGCGUCCCAAAACUAGCACCACGGAGGAGCCUAUCCAGCAGAUGGGCGACCGAGAUACGACCACUCCCAGUCAUAAUGAGACCUUUAACAUGAGUCCCAUGCUGACGGGCACAAUUGGAGGCGGAGCAGUUCUUAUUCUGCUUCUGAUCAGCACUUGUUUGUGCGUCUGCCGACGACGGAGUUCCCGUGGCAGAGGAAACAAUCCAAACAAGCCACGAAUGGCGGAGCUAAGAGACGACUUCGUGCCCCUGGGAAACUGUUCGCCCACCAAACAGCGUCAGAGAACCCGACACAUACAUAUCACCUUGAAUCCGUUGGCUCAACAGCAGCAGCAGGCGAUGGAGGAGAAAAACGAAACCGACCAGGAUUCGACUUACUAUCAGCGGCAGUCAAGCUACGACUACGAUCCGGGUCAGAGGAGGAUGUCCUCCUCAUCACUACGUCGCUCACAACGCACGCUGGAACGUGCUGGUGGCAGUAAUGGCUCCAACAACGGCAACAAUAACAAUCUAAACCAAUCCGCAGAGACGGGUCCAGUCGAAAAUUCCGGAAAGCCCGGUCGAGUACUAAUGAAGCGUCCUCGGUUGUCCAGUCGCUCCGAGAACCUCUCUUCCGGCAGCCUCAACAGUGUGGGCGUUUAAUCGCAAUCUCGUGAUCUUUAGUCCGUACAUCCCUACGCCCGAUGUAUUAUGCUAUUCCUCUACCUCUGUUUUAUCUACAACUUUGAAUGACAAAACCUUUGCUGAUUGUACUUAUACGAAUAUCACCUAGAGUUAAGGUACUUAAAUAGACAUUACUAGAUUUAUGCAUGCAUGAUCGUUUAAGAACAUAGCAUUAUGUCCAUUUUAUUGUAAGUCUUCCAUGUUUCGCGAUAAGAUCAAAAUCUGUACUGAUAGCUUCUAAAUGACCUUUACAAAAAUGACAAUAAAGCUUGUAGCUUCAUCUUUUGAC